UGCUGCUGUUUCUCGUCCCAAGACCAAGUCUUAAUAGCAACUUCCCUUCCUCGGCUGCUUAGACUUUUUCCCCCCCUGUGGCUGGAAAGAAGUGUCACAUUUUACUCUUAGCUCUCUCUCCCCACCCCCUCCCAGAGAGCAUUUGCCCAUGGUGGGGGGGGGGGGGGGGGCGCGGCACUGUGAGCUCCCUCCAGCCUCGGGUGACUGCUGUAAGUAACUUUCAGCUCCUCUCCUUGUAACACCAUGACGUUCCUCCGGAAGCCUAGGAGCCGGACAGCUGCUUUUCUGCCUCUCUCCCUGCUCUUUUUGAAGAUUUUGCAACCAGGGCACAGCCACCUUUAUAGCAACCGCUACGCUGGUGAUAAGGUGAUCAGACUUAUUCCCAGUACAGAAGAAGAAGCAAAUGCACUGAAGAAAAUGUACCACCAACUUAAGGUGGACCUGUGGCAGCCCAGCAGUAUCUUCCAUGUAUCAAAAGGAGCAGUUACUGAUGUUCAUAUUCCCAAAAAUGGUUCCCAAGUCCUGUUAGCCUUCUUACAGGAAGCCAACAUCCAGUACAAGAUCCUCAUAGAAGAUCUUCAGAAAACACUGGAAAAGGCAAGCAGUUUGCGAACCCAGAGAAAUCGAAGAUACCUUUCUGGAUAUAAUUAUGAAGUUUAUCACUCCUUAGAAGAAAUUCAAAAUUGGAUGCAUCAUCUGAAUAAAACUCAUUCAGGCCUCAUUCAUGUGUUCUCUAUUGGAAAAUCAUAUGAGGGAAGGUCUCUUUUUGUUUUAAAGCUGGGCAGAAGAUCACGAACUUACAAAAGAGCUGUCUGGAUAGACUGUGGUAUUCAUGCAAGAGAAUGGAUUGGUCCUGCCUUUUGUCAGUGGUUUGUAAAAGAAGCUCUUCUAACAUAUAGGAGUGACCCAAUCAUGAGAAAAAUGUUGAAUCAUCUGUAUUUCUAUAUCAUGCCUGUAUUUAACGUUGAUGGAUACCACUUCAGCUGGACCAGUGAUCGAUUUUGGAGAAAAACAAGGUCAAGGAACUCAAGGUUUCGCUGCCGUGGAGUUGAUGCCAAUCGUAACUGGAAAGUGAAAUGGUGCGAUGAAGGAGCUUCUAUGCAUCCUUGCGAUGAUACCUACUGUGGACCUUUCCCAGAAUCUGAGCCGGAAGUGAAAGCUGUAGCCACCUUCCUCCGAAAACACAGGAAGCACAUUAGGGCUUACCUCUCCUUUCAUGCAUAUGCUCAGAUGUUGCUAUAUCCCUAUUCUUACAAAUAUGCAACAAUCCCCAAUUUCAGCUGUGUGGAAUCUGCAGCUUAUAAAGCUGUGAAUGCACUUCGGUCGGUAUAUGGGGUACAAUAUAGAUAUGGACCUGCCUCCAGCACAUUGUAUGUGAGCUCUGGUAGCUCAAUGGAUUGGGCCUACAAAAAUGGAAUACCCUACACAUUUGCUUUUGAACUUCGUGACACUGGACAUUUUGGAUUUUUACUCCCAGAGAUGCUCAUCAAACCGACCUGUACAGAGACCAUGCUGGCUGUGAAGAACAUCACAAUACACCUACUAAAGGAAUGUCCCUGAGACAGCCCAAGGGUCAGGGCAACCACCAGAGAGAGAGCUAAUUCUGUGCAAGAGCCACCUGGCAGUGGGGGAAAUUUUUUUUUUUAAAGAGAAGAGCAAUUUCUUAGAAUGAACAUAUCUGUGCACUUUAAAAGGACCAACUCAGGGGCGCCUGGGUGGCGCAGUCGGUUAAGCGUCCGACUUCAGCCAGGUCACGAUCUCGCGGUCCGUGAGUUCGAGCCCCGCGUCAGGCUCUGGGCUGAUGGUUCAGAGCCUGGAGC
This is a messenger RNA of Prionailurus viverrinus (fishing cat), 1820 nucleotides long. It is a transcript of the gene CPA6, whose product is annotated as carboxypeptidase A6. The transcript is spliced from 11 exons. The record is from RefSeq and is a predicted model, not a curated record. Lineage: Eukaryota; Metazoa; Chordata; Mammalia; Carnivora; Felidae. Gene Ontology annotation, molecular function: zinc ion binding; metallocarboxypeptidase activity. Gene Ontology annotation, biological process: proteolysis. The coding region runs from base 244 to 1560 and encodes 438 amino acids.